AUGUCACAUCUCCAAGUGCCCACGCAGCGGCCAAUGUUGCGUCGCCAAACAACGCAAGAGCGGCGCCAGAAGAGUCUGACUGCAUUCAAAUCAUCUGAAUCACUUCAAAAGCUCAAGGAACAGGCUGGCACUCUCAAUGCAACUGUCGAGGCUAUAUACGCCGGCUUAUCUGCCACGCAAUCCGACGACGGCGAGUUGUUCUAUUGUGUUGCCCUCCACGACGGCACCUAUCCAGUCGACUGCCAAGACAAGGCCCUUGGCUUCUCCAGGAGUGUCACCAGGAGUAUCCGUUUGUCUGAUGACUCUUCCGAGGCCGGAUCGGGAAUCUCCACGCCCAUGUCGGUGGUGUCGGUGGCUGAGACCCCAGAAGCUGUAGAAGAGGCAUUCAUCGACUACCUCCGUAGUUACCGAGAGGCGAAACUCUCCAAACCCAUGGGCGCAUCUUUGACAGCCGAACUCGAUCAAUUGAGCCCCCAUCUGGCCGUACGCUUGUGGGCUGAGUUGGACAUUCUCCCAUUCAUCUUCCCAGUUGAGAAGAAUGAGGAACACACGUCCAUGUCAUUGGAUCAACAAGCCGAGUACAUGGCCAGGAAGACUGUCAAGCAAUUCAACGUCAAGGGCGAGUUGCCCGUCCAGAUAGGACCCCGCCGCCAGGUGCUGGUCGACCUCGACGGCAAGGUACGCAUAUCGGAAUUGGAGAGUUACAAUUCCACCACCAAAGUCGAGACAACUGGGGCUGCAACCAUGCACUACGUCGAUUCACUGAAGAAGAACAGCACCAAGAUUGCUUUCUUCAAUAGUACCGCACAGGGUGGUGGCGUAGCCCUGAUGAGGCACGCUCUCAUGCGAUAUUUGCGUCUGGUCGAUGUUGAUUGCAAAUGGUACGUGCCAUAUGGAAAGAGUAACAUCUUCAGGAUCACCAAGGACAACCACAACAUUCUUCAGGGUGUUGCCAAAGCUGGCGAGCGUCUCACUGAUGACAAGAUCAAGAAACUCGACGCCUGGGUCGCAGAAGAGGCUGACAAGUGUCACUGGACAGAAACCGGCGGCCCGCUCGCCGCUCGGACGGACGGUGGUGCUGACGUUAUCGUUGUCGACGACCCACAAAUGCCGAGUCUUGUCAAAAUUGCCAAAGAGAAUGAUCCAGAUCGCCCCGUCAUCUUCCGCAGCCACAUUCAGGUCCGAGCCGAUCUCGCUGACAAAGAGGGCACCGCGACCUCUGAAGUAUGGAACUGGAUUUGGAACCACGUCAAGGGCUGCGACGUCUUCAUCAGCCACCCCGUGCGCGCCUUCGUUCCCAAGUCGGUUGAUGCAAAGAAGGUAGGAUAUAUGCCCGCGACUACCGACUGGCUGGAUGGUCUGAACAAACACAUGGAUCCCUGGGAUGAACAGUACUACAUCCACGAAUUCAAGGUGCAGUGCUUUGGAGCUGGUCAGCGUCAGAUUCUUCUCCCAGACCGGAAAUUCAUUGUCCAAAUCGCUCGUUUCGAUCCGGCCAAAGGUAUCCCGGAUGUUCUCGCAUCAUACGCCCGACUACGCAAGGUGUACAUGAAGGACACUCCUCUAUUGGACAUUCCACAGCUUGUCAUUGCAGGCCAUGGCGCCGUCGACGAUCCGGACGCCACGAAGAUCUUCAAGGAAACUGAAGAUGCUCUCAAGGGCGAGUAUGCGGAGUUCAAAGACGACGUGGUCAUCAUGCGUAUCGGCCCGUCUGACCAAAUGCUCAACGCACUGAUGUCGUGUGCUCAUGUUGCCCUUCAGUUGUCCACGCGCGAGGGCUUCGAAAUCAAAGUCAGUGAGGCGCUCCGCAAAGGCACUCCAAUCAUCGCGACUCGCGCUGGUGGUAUUCCACUCCAGGUCCGCGAAGGCAAAUCUGGCUUCCUUGUCAAGCCUGGCGACCACGAUGCAGUUGCGAAGCACCUGUACGAUCUUUUUACCGAUACGGAGCUUCAUUCGACCAUGUCAGAGUACGCCGGCAAGCAUGUCAGUGACGAGGUCAGCACCGUGGGCAAUGCAUUGUCGUGGUUAUACCUGGCAGAUGAGCUUGCCAAGGGCGAGAAGCUUGUGCCCAAUGGUCAAUGGAUCAAUGAUAUGGCAAGGAAGAAGGCGGGCAUUCCUUACGAGAAGAACGAGGAUAUCUUGGUGCGCAACGUAGAUCUGACGGCCAACUGAGUGCGAAUCUAGAUGACUGAGAGUUUGCGGCUGGAGCCAGUUUCUGUGGGUAUGCUGAGGUCUGGUUCAUUUGAGCUGAGUGUCGAUGGUGGUUUGGCGUUUGCAGUAGCUUCUUCUUAGCAGAUUUAAUUGUAGAGCUACAACUAGUUUCUCUUAC
Molecule: messenger RNA, 2329 nt
Organism: Pyrenophora tritici-repentis Pt-1C-BFP
Lineage: Eukaryota; Fungi; Ascomycota; Dothideomycetes; Pleosporales; Pleosporaceae
Product: Glycos-transf-1 multi-domain protein
Molecular function (GO): glycosyltransferase activity
Source: RefSeq, a predicted model, not a curated record